Molecule: messenger RNA, 663 nt
Organism: Triticum turgidum subsp. durum (durum wheat)
Lineage: Eukaryota; Viridiplantae; Streptophyta; Magnoliopsida; Poales; Poaceae
Source: the annotation of a GenBank genome assembly
AUGUAUAUACAAUAUUUCUAUAUGUCAGAACUAUGUUUUUUUUUUCAGGAUACACUACAGCAUACUUUGAAGAGUUGUCCUGUGCCAAAUCAAGAAAGAAGGCACCUUUUGCCUGGAAUCAUGGCACCAUCAGCAUCCACUGGUCAGAAAGUCAACCUGAAGGGGUACAAGACCCUACCCCAUGCUAUUCAGCUGGUAACGAUGAUGUCGGGGACGUCUUCAGCUUCAACAUUGACGAUUGGGGACCAGAACAAGAAGUUCAAGGUGAGCCGUGCUUUGACGUGGAUGGUGGUUAUCUGCAUACCGGCUACUUUCAUUGCCAUCACAGCAGGUUCGGCCUACAGGAUGUAUAACAAACCCAUCUGGGCCGCCGGCUUCCCAUCGAGGCUGCCAGUUGUCUUGAUGUUGGGAGCUUACCUGGCAGUGGUGAACCUGGCGCUGGGGUACUUGACCCUCUACUUGCCACAGGCACCCUUCGCUGUGUGGAAAGCUCUGGAUGAUGUUGGUCUCAGGUUGAUUGGCCUUGCCGUUAUCUUAAUCUCUGGCCCUGUUUUGUUGUCUGCCCAGGCGUGGCUGCACAUCAUCUGGGCUUGCCUUCUUGGCGUCCUCAUUGCUGCCAUCCUUGCCUUCUGUGUCUGUCUUGCUCGGACGUACAGCAAGUAG